UCGUCUUUAGUCACAUACUAAACGCGAUUUUUCGCAGCAUACAAUCCAGAGUCGGAGACACACUGAUUCACGAAAGACGUCAUAGACUUUGGAGCUGUAAGUAUAUAGAAAGCGCACAAUUGCGCAGAACGUAUUUCCCAUCACAAACAAUCACUUCAAACUACCGUUAUUCUCCAGUCAAUUUGCAAUUAAACAGACCCUUCUUUCGUUCAAGAUUUCAAUACUUUCAAUCUGUUCCUUGUCCUCAAAUACAUAUUCCGAAAUCCAAACAACCUCCGUCCAACAUGAGAACCGCUCCGACUCUUCUUUUCGCUACUCUCGUGCUUGCCAAUCCAGCACCUAUCACGAACCCAGAAGCUUCGCAAAUCCAGAAAGCAGAUGUUCCGGUUCUCGCCCGCGACUUCUCCGCUCAUGAAGUGCGCAAGGUCUCGUCCGCAGCCGGGGCCGCCGCUGGAGCUGCCGGUCGCGCAGGCGGAGCAGCCGCAAACAAGGCGAACAACACUCUUGACAAUGCAGCGGGGGCAUUUCUUCCUAAUCGAGCACUUGAAUGGGGUGUACUUGGACUGGGCGUCGUAGAGAUCGUUCGCUUGUGGGGGUAGAAUCUUGUAACACUUCUACUAUACGGCAUGUUAUUGUAUGGGAAUUCCUUUUAAACUACUGGAUGUUGGCUGUAAUCCUUCUUUUCUUUUGUAAGAGGGCGCGAUGUACUAUCAGUCAGGGUAGCGGGUCUACAAUUAGGAACUGUUUCUGAGCUGGUUCUAGUGAAUCUUCUAUGUUUCUGUCCUUUCCGAUCAAUACCAAUAUUUCGCAACAUGCUCUUCCUCUUAAUUUAUGUGCUUUUUCAAAAUUUU
Periconia digitata is the source of this 851-nucleotide messenger RNA. NCBI's taxonomy places the organism in Eukaryota, Fungi, Ascomycota, Dothideomycetes, Pleosporales, Periconiaceae. The record is from the annotation of a GenBank genome assembly.